GUGAUAAAUGCAUUGAAAUGAUAGCAUAGGGUUUGGAUUUAUCUGACAAUAAAACAUACAUUUCUAUUGGCUUUCAAUUAAAUUUAGUUUUUAUUGAUUUAAUUUGUUUGUCAAAUAUGUUUAGUUCGUGUUUGGCACGUGUUUCACGUGUUUGUGUCUCAUUAAAGACAUCGUUGACCAGUCAUAACAUCUAUAAUGGCAACACAUGUUUGACAACUAUAAGUGUUCGCAACAAUAGCUCUUUCUAUACAAGAAUCAGAGGGGAUCAGCUAUGGAAAGGUGCAAUGGGUGUCAGCAAAACCAGUGCCAAAAGGGGUCGCAAAGGAGGCGGAGGAAAGAUCAUCAAACAUGACUUAAAUAGAGGACAAAGAUUAGGUGUCGGCAGACAUAAGAUGCUAUGGCCGGGACUCAACGCRCCGGUGAUGACCGGCAGACAAACACUUCGACUCAAGUCAUUGGGUAAAGACGAACAAUUUGAUCAGAAUCUGGCCAAUGCCCGUAGCCGUAUGCGCAAAUUUACAGCCGCUAAAGUACAUCCUCUGGAAAGAGGUUGGAGUGGCACCCGAAUGGGUGGUCGUUGGAUUGGACCACCCGAUCCUGUCAAUGGAGAACCGUUUAUUGGAUUCGACACUAAAGUGUUAUAUUUGAAACCCAUUUUUAAAAUGACAGCACUUUUCGGCAAAUAUAAACGUUUUGCUUGUUUAACGUGUUCGGGAAAUAUGAAUGGUUUGGCUGGUUAUGCCGUUAAUAAAGAUGUGGACAGUAAGAAAGCAAUUGUCAAGUCUAAGAAUAAAGCGGCACAAAGACUACAAUAUAUAAAUCUCUGCGAAGGAAAUACCAUUUAUCACAACUUUUAUUCAAAAUUUUUCGCCACAGAACUGUUUGUCCGUAAAAUGCCGAAAGGGUAUGGCAUUCGUGCCCAUCGAUGUGUUACAGCUAUCUGUGAGGUGUUAGGUAUUACUGAUAUUCACUGUAAAGUCGAGGGUGGAAAUCGCGCCCAAAGAAAUUAUUUGCAUAUAACUCGAGCUUUUUUUAAUGGUCUUAUGAAACAAAAGAGUUAUCAGGAAAUGGCUGAUGAAAAACGACUUAAUGUUGUCGAACUGGUCGGCAAAUAUGAAUUUCCUAAAGUAUUGGCCAGACCUACAAGUGGUUGUCGUACUGAUGAAGAGAUAAGUGCUGAUGAACUUCUUGAUUACAAUAUGUAUAUUUAUAACGGAAGAGUUAUACAACCGCCCAAAGAAAGACCAAUGUUUUAUACAAAAGACAAUUCGUGGGAAACGUAUAUAAAGAGAUGGCAAUAUAGACAACAUCAACAACACCAACGAAUUAAUCUUAUCGCCAAAUAUGGAUCACUUGAGAGCUAUUUAACUCAAUUAGAUAGACAAAGACUUAGUGCUAAAAAGGCUCAUUUAAUUAACAAAUUAGCCAAAGAUGAGUCUAAUGAAGAAGCAAAAGAAGAAACUCAGAUAUAAAAUAUAUAUA
Messenger RNA from Oppia nitens, 1482 nucleotides. It is a transcript of the gene mRpS5, whose product is annotated as 28S ribosomal protein S5, mitochondrial-like. Gene Ontology annotation, biological process: translation. Gene Ontology annotation, cellular component: ribosome. Gene Ontology annotation, molecular function: structural constituent of ribosome; RNA binding. NCBI's taxonomy places the organism in Eukaryota, Metazoa, Arthropoda, Arachnida, Sarcoptiformes, Oppiidae. The record is from RefSeq and is a predicted model, not a curated record. The transcript is spliced from 2 exons. The coding region runs from base 117 to 1472 and encodes 451 amino acids.